Bombus terrestris (buff-tailed bumblebee) is the source of this 972-nucleotide messenger RNA. RefSeq names its product transcription and mRNA export factor ENY2 (gene e(y)2). Gene Ontology annotation, biological process: positive regulation of DNA-templated transcription; poly(A)+ mRNA export from nucleus; regulation of transcription by RNA polymerase II. Lineage: Eukaryota; Metazoa; Arthropoda; Insecta; Hymenoptera; Apidae. The transcript has 3 exons. The record is from RefSeq and is a predicted model, not a curated record. The coding region runs from base 89 to 367 and encodes 92 amino acids. Gene Ontology annotation, cellular component: DUBm complex; SAGA complex; nuclear pore. Gene Ontology annotation, molecular function: chromatin binding; transcription coactivator activity.
UAAACAGUGAAGCUCUCUUUAAAGAUCGUGUUGUAACAGAAGCUAUAAAAUUUCGUUAAUAGAAAAGUAGAUAAAAUUAAAAGUCUUAAUGAAGACUGCUCCACAUCAAAGGCUAGUUAUGGUUGGAGAUCGCGACGGGCUAAAAGAGUUGCUACGUCGUCGAUUAGUUGAAUGUGGAUGGAGAGAUCAAGUAAAAUUAAUCUGCAAGGAUUUAAUAAAAGAACAUGGUCACGAUAUUACUUAUGAUAAAUUGCUUUCAAUGGUUACAACUAAAGCAAGAACACUUGUUCCAGACUCUGUUAAAAAGGAACUCCUACAGAAAAUAAAAAAUCAACUGAUUGCUCAAGAAGAAAAAUUAAAAAUGUAACAAUAAGAAAUUCAUUACACUGUCAUACGAUAGCCAUAUUGCAAUAUCUGAUAAAUUUACGCUAAGUUUAGAAAUAAAUUAUAUUUAUAUAUAAACUGAUAGAAGUACCUUGGUUGUCUAACUAUAAGGUUGUCUAAAUAUAAACCUAUUUUGCAUUUAAUUACAUUUUACUAUUUAUGUAAUUAUAUAUAAAAAAAAAAACGGUUGUUUUAAUUUAAGAAAGUAUAAGAAAUAAUAAAUGUUGCUUGGAAACUGUCUACAGACAUCAGUUGAAAUAGAUAGCUAGAUCAUUGAUACAAUGUUAAAAAAGUUAACCAAAAAAUGCAUCUCGACAAAGCAGCUUCUAGCGGACAAUGACCAAACUAUACGCGGGAAGCAAAAUUCGUAACGGCGCGGCGAUUAAUGAAGGAUGAUCCAGAUACCAUGAGCAGCUAGCAACAAUCAAUAGUAACCAAUAGCAACGAUCUUACUAAUUUUUUCUUCUUGACUUCUUGGUCAUUCUUUAUCGCAUUUGGAAAGAAUUUGAAAAUUGUGGAUGUUGGAAGGAUUUUAAAUAAUUAAACACUCUGUUCAUUUGCAAAAUAAAAUUGUUUUAUUCAAUUCAA